Molecule: messenger RNA, 426 nt
Organism: Vespa mandarinia (Asian giant hornet)
Lineage: Eukaryota; Metazoa; Arthropoda; Insecta; Hymenoptera; Vespidae
Product: histone-lysine N-methyltransferase SETMAR-like
Biological process (GO): DNA double-strand break processing; mitotic DNA integrity checkpoint signaling; DNA integration
Cellular component (GO): condensed chromosome; nucleus; site of double-strand break
Molecular function (GO): single-stranded DNA endonuclease activity; double-stranded DNA binding; histone H3K36 methyltransferase activity
Source: RefSeq, a predicted model, not a curated record
AUGGAGAGCAAUAAGCAGCAUUUUCGUCCUAUUUUACUUUUUUACUAUAAAAAAGGUAAAAAUCCUGUUCAAGCCAGAAAGAAAUUAACCAAUAUGUAUGGAGAAGAUGUAUUGACAGUACGCCAGUAUGCAUCACGUUCUGGAAGUCCGGUUGAAGCUGAUAAAAACACGAUAAAGGUAUUAGUUGAUGCAAACUGGCGAAUAACAACACGUGAGAUCGAUGAGAGGUUCUCAACAGGUUUAACCUCGAAACUCGAUAUAUGGGUUCCCCAUGUUUUUACAGAUAGAAAUUUGUGUCGUCGCGUUGACGUCUGUGAUUCACUUCUCAAACGUCACGAAAAUGAUCCAUUUUUGAAGCGCACCAUUACGAAAAAUGGGUUAUAUAUAAAGUGUCAAACACAAGAGAUCAUGGAGCAAAAAAGAUGA